AUGUCAAGCAUUGCAUUGAUAGAGCGUCUACUGGCUGCUGACGUAAAGGUGGUGGCAGCAGUGACAGGUGGCGGUGUUUCAGUAGCUGAAAGCCUCUUCCACCCAGGUAGUUCUUCCAUCAUGCUGCAGUUUACUGUCCCUUAUUCGCGCGCGAGCUUGCAGUCUUACUUGAGUUCGGUUUCGUUGACGUCCUCAAAGCUAAAAUGUUGCUCAGCGGAGAUGUCAGAACGCAUGGCGCUUGCUGCAUGGAAGCAAGCAAAAAUUACUACAUGGCAGGAAGCAAAGGAGGAGGAUGCGCAAACUGCAGCAGCGGUGCCCAGCUCUUUGAAGCGAUUUCGCACUUCUUUGGGCAUCGCAUGCACCGCUGGACUUGCGACUAAUUACCCCAAGAAGGGCCCGCAUGAGUGUUUCAUUUCAGUGUGCCAGGCUCACUUUAUGUCCAACAGCAACACUUUCAUGCGACCACAAUGUGAAACGUAUCAUCUCCAAUUGGACAAGUCUUUGGGGCGCUCGAGAUCGGAGGAAGACCAAAUUGUGAGUCGCUGGCUUGUGUAUCUCCUGGCCAAGGCUGCUUCUGUGGACUUCGAAACAUGUAAAGCCUUUUAUGAUGAACUGACGUCUGCACAGACUGGAAUUGAUACUGUCGUGAAGCUGACGUCAGAUGAAGGAAAUGACGAUCCACUACAUGACAUCUGUAGUAGCAACGCGAACAAACUGUUGAGUGUCGCUUUUUUGCCCGUGUCACCAAAAGAUAACGUAGCUGCUACAACGAUUGCUGCUCAAGGGUUUGAUUUCCGUGGAUUGGUUCUACCAGGAUCGUUUAAUCCACUUCACAGGGGUCACAUAGAUCUGGCACGCGUUGCCCAGCAGCUGAUGAAAUCGCGAACAAGAGUCGAACUACCGGUAGCGUUUGAACUAACAGUGGCGAAUGCAGAUAAGGGUGCGAUUGAAUCGUCUACCGUCUCGGCACGACUUGCGCAGUUUUCACAUGGCGAUACCUUAGGACUGGAUGCUUGGCCCGUGUUGGUCACGAAUGCUACGUUCUUUGGCGAGAAAGCCGAGCUGCUUCCUGGCUGCACAUUCAUUAUUGGCGCUGAUACGGCAGUUCGCAUCGUGGACAAGAAAUAUUACGACAUGGACGAGCACAAGAUGGUGCUGGCGCUGGAACACAUUGCUCGCCACGAAUGCUCUUUCGUGGUGGCUGGAAGAUAUGAUAACAAGGUGGAGAACCGAUUUAUAACUGCCGAGGAGGUUCUGGAGAAAUGUGUGCCGCCCGUGCUUCGCUAUCUUUUCAUUCCACUGCCCGAGUCUGCGUUCCGGAAUGACAUUUCUUCAACAAAGAUCCGUCGGCAGAUGGCUACAUAA
Messenger RNA from Peronospora farinosa, 1365 nucleotides. Lineage: Eukaryota; Oomycota; Peronosporomycetes; Peronosporales; Peronosporaceae. The record is from the annotation of a GenBank genome assembly.